AUGGGCCUCUCGCGUAGAUCGGCACAAUCUAACCAGCAAAAAGUCAUCAAUGCACACCUCAAGUUUACAUAUAUUCAGGCUUACUCAUCGCCUUGUCGCUCGAGACGCCGUCUAGUCGGACUAGUGGUACAGAAUCGAGUUCGUACCGAGUUCGCCUUGACUCUGCAUUGUCCACCUCCGGCCUCGCUGCUGCCAGAAGAGGACCAGACCACAGGAAAAGGAGGCAGACUGAUCCAAUAUACAUUUUGUCUUUUAAGCCUGGAACAAUUAGACCUUGUCGACCGUCCUACGAUACUAGGGGGCCUGUAUAAAAAUGUCCUCUACAGCACGGUAACACAAUCUUUAUCAUUGUCGAGCUUUUUAGCCAUUUUUUCGCUACCCACAAUUGCCUUAUUGAUCAGCAUGUCCUGUAUGCUGUCGGUUGGUGAGAUGUUUUUGAGUCCAAAAGCCAUUUUAUCAGCUAUUUAUUGUGCCCCCCACCUCAAUGACUUGACCAAUUUCGUCGUCACGCCGACUGGAGUUGAUUGCCGACUUUCAAUCAUCAUACACAAAAGUUUUCUGGCCUACCUACGAUGUCGGUACAACAAAACAGGUCAAUUCUUAAGCAUUAUACCUUUCAUCUGUGCAUCUAUUCGUCUAUCCAAACAUCCAUUUUUACUUAUUAUAUUGUUUUUUUCCUUUGCCUAUCUAUCUCCCGGCCAUAUCCAUACAUUUGUUCUGUCUUUGCUGAUGCUUUUCAUGCAAGUCCAAUCUGUAUUUUGA
Protopolystoma xenopodis is the source of this 762-nucleotide messenger RNA. NCBI's taxonomy places the organism in Eukaryota, Metazoa, Platyhelminthes, Monogenea, Polystomatidea, Polystomatidae. The record is from the annotation of a GenBank genome assembly.